Messenger RNA from Guyanagaster necrorhizus, 1532 nucleotides. RefSeq lists its product as uncharacterized. The coding region runs from base 422 to 1291 and encodes 289 amino acids. The transcript is spliced from 2 exons. The record is from RefSeq and is a predicted model, not a curated record. Lineage: Eukaryota; Fungi; Basidiomycota; Agaricomycetes; Agaricales; Physalacriaceae.
UUAUAAAGCUCGGAAUAAUCUUGCACGACCCUUUCUUUGACAUUUCUCACGGAUCUCGCUUAAGGACAUUCGCCCCGGGACACGAUAAACCGCUGCCCUACGCCGAGGUUAUUCCUGCCCCGAUGGCAUCGAACCUGAAACCAGAUGGUCAUCCUGGCAUUAUUCAAGGGAUUGACUCUAAGUGGUGCAGACUGAGGAAUAGUGGUACAAGUACGCACAAGUGGGACAAAACAGUCGUUCGCAUUGGUGCUUCGAGAUUUGUACAUAGCAACACAGACGCUCAUUAAAACUGGGGGCUUUGUCAAGGACCUAGGGUACGGAAGGAACUAGCCGAAGCAGUCAUGUUUUCCGUGGGCGAUUUUGGGCAAGUUAUACGACUUUGCGCUUUGCUCGGUGCGGUGCCGGCUCGGUUCACGAGAGUAUGAGCACUGGAUCCUCAGGCCUCAGUAUAUAUUUAUCCGUUUCCGCCUUCGUUCUCAACGGAGUCAACAUAUUGACAUUUCUUAGCUUGAUUUCUUUCACCAGACGCGUCUGUGGCGUGGGAACAUCCUUGGAAAUUACUUUCAUUCUUUCGCCCGUGGCCUCUCCUCUUCGACUGUGGGGUGGCAUAUUAGGUCUAGAGCUUUAUUAUGGCCCCAUCGAGAUACAAGCUGAAUAUGGCUCUCACCGACAAUUUCUUUGCACACCUUCUGCAUGGUUCCAGCGACGGGCUCAGACGAGCACAUAUGAUCCUGAAGGAAAACUCGACGAAGGGAUAUCACAUUGGUUUCAGAUGGCUCAAACAGGACGACCUCCUGAGCCUUGGGGGCCAACUCAUCGUUCAACUGUGGUGCCCAAAUGGUGCGGUCUCUCCCUUUCCAAGGAAGCUGCCGAGUAUUCAUGGGGGUGCCUUUGGACGAUACCAAGUCCGAAUUGGAUUCUGACGUUGAUGAAGCUUCCCUUGCAAGUACCCACGAACAUUGACGACGUCAGUGUAUAUAGCCUGAACCCUCCCAGAUUUGUCGGUACGCGCGCCUGUCGUACAGAACAGCUUUAUGGAAAUCAUCCAGAAGGGUUGUUCCACCAUACAAUCCCCUCUUCGAGUAACCCUGGCGCGUUGCCCCCCCGUUGCGCCCAUAGUAUUCUGUUAAGACUAGCAGAGGCACUCGCGCUUCUGAGUCUGCUUCGUACCCUCGUCUGUGUGCCUUUCCUAGUACAAAUGCUGGUGGAAUUUUUUUACGGACAAAAUUUGACCUCUCGAAGAGAUCAUCAUCGCGUGUCAGGCUGGGGCGGAAGUGGUUGGUUGAGAUGAGGCAACUGUCAAGCGACUCAGCCGCUCCGCGGCUGUGGCUUUGCACGUAUGGAAGAGUGACAAGCGAGGUUCUGAAUGCCUUACUUCAGAAGGAAGGAGACGAUGCCCCUUUUUUCAGAGCUGGAUGUUCGAACGCUCCUUUCUCUGGCCCAGUUAUUGUCCUAAUGGGUGAACGGUCAAUCGUAUUUCUGAUUAGACGAUCGGUGGAUCAUGACUACAGCGCGAUAUUCCCCCUUUAUAA